Molecule: messenger RNA, 219 nt
Organism: Talaromyces marneffei
Lineage: Eukaryota; Fungi; Ascomycota; Eurotiomycetes; Eurotiales; Trichocomaceae
Exons: 2
Coding region: 1-219 (72 amino acids)
Source: RefSeq, a predicted model, not a curated record
AUGUCUGAGCCAACUCAAAAUUGCCUAUCUGCCACGGCUUCAACGGGCUCCAAUCCACCUUCCUCCUCCUCUCCACCACAGAUUCCCGAUCUCGAAGCAAUGAGGCAGAGAUGGGACAAAAAAUUAGAGGAAGAUUUUGCAGAAAUAAAGGAAAUACUUCGCAGAGACAGAGAUGCGCACGCACAACAACAAAGCACCAAUGGAACACAUACACAAUGA